UUUGUACGGAGAAUAAUGACCGAAACGUCACGAUUUAUCGUAGGUCGCGCAGCGAAAAAUCGUGAAGGAAUUUAAUUGCUUUCUCAAAGUCUAUGAGUAGAAAAAAUUUAUCGUUAUUAUUAUGAGAGGCAUUAAUAACACUGACAUUGGAAAGAAGACGAGUGAAUUUUUGCCUUUUCAUUUUCAGGCAAAUCGGCAAAAUACUCGCAUAUCAUAUUCGCGGAUUCGAUUUUUUUUCCACUGAGGAAUUUAUUCGCGGGCCCCUUCUUGUGAUGAAAUGAUAAAAAAAAACGUGAAAAUAAGUAAAAAAUUGAGUGGCCUCAUGGACAAAAGAUGAAAAAACUAGUUUACAGUGUGUGUAUCAGGUGGAAAGAAUCAGCGAGAAUUGUCAAAGGAAUUGGAGCUGCUGAACAUUAGCACAAAGUACAAUGACAGCGCAUCGAAAUUGAAUUUUCAUGAAAAAGAGUUGGCUCCGCAAAUUUAACGAGCUUCAAAGAAACGAGAAGCGAGAACACCGAGUGUUGGAUAAUUUCUAAAUCAUUCCAACUUGACCCGCUGAAGGACACUUAAAUUAAUUAUAAUAAAUAUAAAAUGACAUUCCAUUGGGCAUGAUUGAUCGCGCGCAGAUUGAAUUACGCACAAUUGACAUUGAACAGAAUUUUAUCUCGGACAAAGGGAAUAACGCGACAAGUAAAACGACAUUUCGGGCCAUGGAAGCCCAACGGUAAUACAAUUCGUCUGAUCAGUUAAUCGGAGAAAUUCUGCAGUGUGUGCUUCGAUCGAUUCCACCUAACUACAGCUACAUUUAUAUACGCAACGAACCAAAGAGAGGGGGAAGCCGAAAAGAAAGAGAAGACAGUUUCGAAAUAAAAGCCAAUGUAGCCCGUCCGCUCGAAUCUCCCAACUUCUCCCAAGAGACGAGAGAAUAUUUACCACCUUGUAGAAGAGGGAGAGAGAAACCGGGCAAAUAUACCGGCAGAUCCGACGAGCCUCCUCGUUCGCGCCCUAGUCGAACGGAGACGCGAUCGCGACGAAGGACCGCGCGAGACGUAAGGAGGCUGCGACAGCUGACCACGUUUCCCAGUGAUAUUACACCGGUUCUUUAUCCCAUUGAACAAUAGUGAUAUGCGGAUAUUUACGUUUAUACUAUUGAAUUAUCCGGCCCGGCAAAGAUCGUCGCGUUGAUUUAAAAGCCUAAUUAAUGUACUCGAAUAAUUCGAACGUUAUUCCCGCGAUAAAAGAACAAGCUUGACCGAACGAGUGAUUGAAAAAGUUUCUUGCCAAGUUUCCGAGUGUUUAGCAAUCUUUCAAAAAGUAGCUUUAAUACAAAGAUACAAAAACAAAAGAAAUUUAAUAAGAAUGAAAAAAAAAAUGAGUGAUCGAAUGAUCGAAACGUCGAUGAUCCGUGCACAAAGUUCAUCGAGCAGAGAUUUACCAUCGUGAAUAAAACAAAGUUAGUUAUGUGCGUUCCAAAAUAUAUUUCAUUGCAAAAAUAAUUGAAAAAAGCACUGGCCGUUCUUCGAAAUACUUUCCGCCAGAAACGCGUGUAACGACGAAGCCUGAAAGAGCGCUCGACAGUAUAAAAAUCACUGUCAUCAAGCCGGCCUUCGGAGUUUCUUGACAGAUUGUGAUUCGCAGAUAAUGGGAUUAGUAAACUUGCGGGAGUUGAAGGAACAUAUUUUUAAAAUUAGAGUACCAAAAAUAGAGGGGUCGUUGGAAGUUAAGAAAAAAGAAGAAGAAGAAGAGCCGCAGAAAAAUAUCGAGUUGCCUGCAGUGUCGAGACCCCUCGAACCGCGGGAUACGAAAUCCCGUUAUUGGCCGACGAAACUUGUAGGAGGCAAAUAAUUUAGAAAAAGCGUACAAAAGCGACGGGGAUAUCGCGGGAAGAAUCUUCAGAAAAUUACAGCGUUGGAUAAGAACUUGGUAUUUUUGGCUAACGCAGUAUUUUCUUUCUGAGAAUAAUUUGAAAAAUAAAGUCACAAAUACAAAAGUGGAGCGUGCGCGCACGUGCGGAUCGAAGACUUCAAAACUCACUCGAAAAUCGUUGGUAGCGGAAGUGACAAGUGCGAAGGACGUGACAACGGCAGCGUGCUUACCAGCCGAAAUAUUUUGUCGUGGGAUUACCACGACAUCGGCAUUAUUCCUUCGGCGAUAAAUCUCAAACGGUUUGAAAAGAAGGAUCGCUCGAGGGGAAACGCGAAGCGGCGAAUUUGGAUAAUUUUAAGGAGCUUCCCGAGGCGCCUGCACGGUUUCGCGCCGUGCCGUCAAAUCCUCCAUUCUUUUCUCUUUCAACCUAAGCCGUUAUCCAACAUCUCGUUCUGUUUUAUGUAUUCAUGGAUUAUACCUGAACUCCAUACAUGCAUCAUUGGCACAAAAAAAAAUCUGCUAAAACAUCGAUCGAGUGGAUUUCUCGCGGGAAUUUCGUAGCGAGGAGUUGGAGUAAGAAAAGUUUAAGGAUGAAACUCACGAAAAAAAUAUGGAUACAGGGAUGAUGCAUGGAGCCGAAGGAAUUUGCAUGUGAAGUGCGCGGAUCCGUCGAGACAAACGCCGUUGUGCCAAGGACCGCAGUUUCCAUUUCCCACUCUCUCAUCUCCCAGCGUCUCGUUGGAACCUCUAAAAAAUUCGCCCCAACUUUUGGAUUGUCACAAACGAAGAAAGAGCUUUGGAUAUGACAAGCUGAAACUGAAUUCAAAAUAGCUUUUGCCGUGUUCGACGCUCGACGUUUGAGGCCCUGCUCGCGUAGGCGAAUCGUAGAGAUAAAAAGAAACGUAGAAAAACAAACGCGACAGAAAUAUUCGAGUGAAUAAUCCGGUGGUCGGGCGAUGGGAGGCUUUUUUCACACGUGCAUAAAGUGGCAGAUUUUUUCACCGCUUCGCCUUUCUCCAAGUGUUUGAGAACACAUAAAUAUUUAUUAGCAAACGUCUAUUCGCGAGUCCACUUAUACGCGUACGAUGCAGGAUAUAGAAUUUUCGUUUUAUUGGACGAGACUGAGUGAGGUCAAUUUGGAAUCGUACGAGGAGACAGACUCAACGGAAAAGGCAUGACCCCUCCCAGCGAAUGAAUUACUGUGUGUGUCUCUGUUAAAGCACGUGCAUCGAAGGAACACGCGGUGACGGAGCUGCGUUGUGAUGCUCGUUUACACCGCGAGAGAUCGAGGGAGUUCAUUGUGCAAAGGCGCGAGUAUACACGGCCUCAAGAGCGAGCCUAAUUUACGUGGACAUUUUGGAGAAUAUAGUGGGAUGAUAAAGUGGGGAUGUUCGUCGUAAAAAACAAAUUUAACAUGAUUAUUCGUGCGAGGUGUGGAGUGCAUUAAGACUGUCCGAAGUUUAUGCCGGAAAUAAAGUUCAGCGAAAUCCGAAACAACGAAAUUCGCGACGUUUAUUCAAAUUGGAGGGAAAUUGGUUGAUGAAAGAGCGCUCCGAAAGUCUGAGAUUCGUCAGUGUAACGAGUGGCAUCAGUGCGGCUUGAUAUUCCUCAAAAAAUACGAAACGGUCAAUUUCGUGUUUGUUUUCCGACCGAUCAUUUGCCAAGUGCAACUGUUUUCUUUCGAAAAAACAUGAUCGAGGGCAGCGCCGCAAUGCCAGAAAUCGUGCAAGUGGACGAUACGAUCAGGGACGCGCGAGGCGAUCGAUCGACGAUCGAUAUUUUUCCGUUUGCCGUUACAAACUCACUGGAAGCAGGAGGUUCGAGGUUGCAGGAAAAUUACACGGCUGCGAUGAACGCUUUAUUGACGAGCGAAUCCUCAACGGCAGUCGUCAAUCAGCAACGCGAUUCCCUAUACAUCGUGGUGCCCAUUACAGUCAUCUACGUACUUAUUUUUUUCACCGGCCUCAUCGGCAACGUCUCCACUUGUGUCGUUAUCGCUCGGAACCGAUCGAUGCACACGGCGACCAAUUACUAUCUCUUCAGUCUCGCCAUAUCCGAUCUGCUGCUCCUCAUAUCCGGCCUACCGCCGGAAAUGUAUUUCAUUUGGUCUCACUUUCCAUACGUAUUUGGUGAGAUAUUCUGCAUCAUACAGAGCUUCGCUGCUGAAACCUCGGCCAAUGCGACUGUCCUCACUAUCACAGCUUUCACCGUCGAGAGAUACGUGGCAAUUUGUCAUCCUUUCCUCUCUCACACAAUGUCGAAGCUUUCGAGGGCGGUGAAAUACGUAAUUCUGAUCUGGCUGCUGGCACUCUGUCUCGCGAUACCCCAAGCCAUACAAUUUGGCGUUGUUUUCAUUCGGGAUGAGAAUGGCACGGCUGUGCCAGGGACGGACACGUGUUCGAGAAAGUGGGUUAUCAUUCAGCACGCUUUCGAGAUAUCGACGAUACUAUUUUUCGUCGCACCGAUGACCAUUAUAACCGUUCUUUACGUCUUGAUCGGUAUCAAACUCCGGAGAUCGAGGUUGCUCACUUCCGCGAGGAGGAACCAACCCGUGGGGAGCGGGACUAACCGCUCGGAGUACGGAAGGGGACGGUGCGCCUCCCAGAGAAACGUUAUAAGAAUGCUAGUCGCUGUUGUCGUCGCGUUUUUCAUAUGCUGGGCACCGUUCCACGCUCAAAGGCUCUUGGCAGUUUACGCACAGAGCAGCGAAGAAGAAUCCCAAGCAGCUCUGAGCACGGUUUACACAGUCUUGACAUACGUUUCCGGGGUGUUUUACUACCUAUCGACGACUGUUAAUCCGCUUCUCUACAACAUAAUGUCGAACAAGUUUCGCGAAGCAUUCAAGAGUAUGCUGUCGGAACAUUGCGGAAGUAGAAGAUCGUUGCAGACGAAAGACAUGCGACGACAAACGUACAGCAGCCUAUCGCGUUACGGAAAGUCGACGUUCAAACGAGCCGUUGACAGAAAUUCAGCAUCGCUCUCAGCGAGCGAAGAAAUUCAGAAGCUUCCUACGGUUACGCGUACCGACGUCGGCCUGCAACGCUCUCUCCUCCGCAAUUACGAGUCUUCUCCCCUCGUCAAUGAUCAAUCGAGGCUCAAUCUCGUUCCUGGAAACAGCAACGAGUCCCGGAAAGAAUACCAACGAUCGAACGGUCGGGGGAGCAAUAACAGAUCGGCGACACCUUCCUCUGAGCCAAGCAGUCAAAUCUCCAGUCCAAUCGUAUCACGCGAGGUGAAAAACCUCAAUUUGUCCAACAGGAACGACGUCGGAGUUCCUCGUUACUUGAGCAAGAGUCAUCGACCAGUUUUGAAAACCGUCACUUUAGGUCUCAUAGCCGAGAGAUUGCGCUUCGGUACGAGAAGUUUAUUCGCGAAUCAACGCCAAAGACCAACGAAUCAAGAGGAUCAGGCGCAACAGCAGCGAUCGAAUCAAGGGGCGAUCAACGCGAGGACGGAAGUUCCACCGCGAAUUAUCCCCAAAUUCCAGUCUCAACCGAGCAUCGAGAGUGCAAACACGAUAAGCAACUCGAGUCUGCAGGACCUCGGGGAAACGGAAUUCACCGGAUCGGAGCUCGCGAAUUACAUGGGCGAGCUGAACUUUGAUCUCGUUACUUGACAAGUUACAAAGUUGUGAUUCGUCGAUUACAGAGACAUCAAUGUGAAUUCCAUGGUCCGUGAGAGCCCGUCCAACUUCACCACCACUUUCGUCCAAUCUUCAGUAUACUUAAGAACUUUAAAACAAGCAUAUGAACAAAAAAAUCAAUGUCGAUUUGAUCGUAGAGAGAAAGAGGGAGAAAGAAAAAACAAUAAUAAAAGCCCAAGAAGACUCUGCCUCUUCGGGCUUUCUCGGUGAAAAAGUCUCUCCCUGCACGAGAGACAACCUCGAGAUUACAUUAAUGCAUGUGUAACUGCUCAGUGAGUCAAGCUGCUCGAGUACAAAACUCCAUAAACACUGAGGAUCAAUCGAACUUCAAUAAACUGAACACAAAUUGAACAUUGUUUAGCGAUUCGAAGAUUCAACUAAACACCGUUUAACCAUUGAUUCGUCAAAGGCAAGUAGCAUUCCCAAAACACUCGUUUUUCGAGAUAAAUUGUGAUUAAUUAGAUCCUGUGAUUAAAAGAAUAACAACCGCACGAGAUUUGUUUUAGUUGUUACGUUAGCUGAAAACGACUCCACUACGAGUGAAUUAUUAUUUAAUAUACUUAUAAAAAGAUCGUUUAUAAUAAGUAAUAAUAAUUAUAUUAAUCAUCAUUACUAUUAUAUUAUUGCCAGAAUUUAGAUGUUUCCAAUAAAUGCACUCGAGAAAUAGAGACUUUUUCAAUCGUUAUUGUUCGAUCACAUUAUUGUUUCGUGCCAAUAAUUCAAUCAACGUCUAUUCUAUACACUGUACCAUAAUGUUCGUGUUUUUUUUUAAGAGUUUGAAAAAACUUGAAUCAUAUUAAUGUACUGUGCGGAAAAGUUUCAAUGAAUUAUUAAAGCAUCGUCGUUAGUUUAA
Molecule: messenger RNA, 6362 nt
Organism: Venturia canescens
Lineage: Eukaryota; Metazoa; Arthropoda; Insecta; Hymenoptera; Ichneumonidae
Product: pyrokinin-1 receptor-like
Exons: 5
Coding region: 3557-5482 (641 amino acids)
Biological process (GO): neuropeptide signaling pathway
Cellular component (GO): plasma membrane
Molecular function (GO): neuromedin U receptor activity
Source: RefSeq, a predicted model, not a curated record